UUUCUUCUUUCUUAUUUUCUUAGAGAGAGAGAGAGGGAGCGCGAGUGAGAGAGAGAGGAUGGCUGAAAACUUGGAACCACUUGAGCCCGAGGUGGGAAAUUGGGCAUAAUUCGUUUACCUUGCUUAGGUUAAGAGGAUCAAGAGGGAGGACAAUAGCAUGGGUACAAAUGUUCUUUUGUCCGAUGCACAAGAUGCUGCUGCAGUCAAUGAGAAAAGAACUGUUUUCGUAUGGGACAUGGAUGAGACCCUUAUAUUGUUGAAGUCUUUGUUGGAUGGCACAUAUGGGAAGUCCUGUGAUGGUGCAAAGGACAUCGAAAAAGGAGUGGAAAUUGGGAAGUGCUGGGAGAAACACAUUCUCCAAGUCUGUGAUGAAUACUUUUUCUACGAACAAAUUGAGGAAUUCAAUGAGCCUUUUGUUGAUUCUUUGAGUGAGUAUGAUGAUGGUAGGGAUCUCUCAGCUUAUGAUUUCAGCAAGGAUGGGUUUAGUCAACCUUGUGAUGAUGCCAACAAAAGGAAACUUGCAUACCGGUACCGUGUGAUCGCCCAGAAGUAUGCACAGGUGUUGGGUUUGCACUGUGUUCUUGACCAAGAAACAUUGAAGCUUUGGGAUGAUCUCUAUGAUUUGACUGAUGACUUUACAGAUAAAUGGCUUUCAUCUGCACGGGCCCUCUUGGAGCAAUGUUUGGAGGGGGACUUUUUCUCGAGUUCUGCUUCCUUCCAUUCAAGUUCCACAACCAGUUCAUGCCAUAAGAAAGGCGAAAAAGUGAAUGUUUUGGUUACAUCUGGAUCUCUAGUCCCCAGUCUUGUUAAAUGCUUGCUCUUUCGUCUCAAUGGUUCUAUACCAUAUGACAACGUUUACAGUUCAUGGGAUGUGGGGAAGCUCCAAUGCUUUUCAUGGAUCAAAGAGCGAUUUGGGUCCACGGCUUCUCAAUUCUGUGUGAUCGGCAAUGGCUCAGAGGAGUGUGAGGCUGCCAAGGCCAUGGGCUGGCCAUUUGUGAUGAUUGAUCUACAGCCUGGAUGUUGGCACAGGUUUCCAGGUCUAUCUCUAAAAACAAUCAAGCAAUAUAUUGAUGUUGUGUACCCUGAGGAAACAAAGGAUGAGAGCUGAUAAAUUUAUAUCUUCCCCUUCUCGAUAUGUCGUAAGCAACGUUUUGAACAGUUAAAAAGUAGGAGUGUGUUCAUAAAGCAGUUUCUUUCUUUUUCAUUUGUCACGUAGUUUUAGAUUCUUGCCGGUGUGAGGUGCAGAUGUUCUUCUAAGAAGUAGUAUUUGUUAUGUUGGGGUCAUUUAAUUUUUGUCUUUCAAUUGAUAAUUCUUGUCUUUAUUGUAACAUAUGGAUUAUAUGUUGACUUUACCAUAUUUACAUGGGUAUCUAUUCAUAUUGCUUGACAAAA
Messenger RNA from Amborella trichopoda, 1392 nucleotides. RefSeq names its product eyes absent-like protein (gene EYA). Gene Ontology annotation, biological process: positive regulation of DNA repair; cell differentiation; multicellular organism development. Gene Ontology annotation, cellular component: nucleus. The record is from RefSeq and is a predicted model, not a curated record. Gene Ontology annotation, molecular function: protein tyrosine phosphatase activity. Lineage: Eukaryota; Viridiplantae; Streptophyta; Magnoliopsida; Amborellales; Amborellaceae.